AUGGGUUCAUUGCAUGUACUCCCAUCAGUAGCAUCAAAUGUGACCAUUUGCAUCACAAGGGUAAAUCUUCAACAUGACUGUUCUUUUGUGGAACUUGGAGGAAGUUUUAAUCAUGUACAACUUGCAAAAGAAAUAUCUGACCAAAUGAAACAAGACAUUCAAAUUCCUAAAGAGAGAGAUUGUGAUUUUGAAGGGAAUCCUGGUGAUUGUCUUGUUGAAGAAGACCAGACUUGGCAUCUUUUCCUAAUUGAUGAUGGAAGAACACUCUGGGUAACAAGCACUGUUUUGGCAAGGGGUCAGAGUAGCUUUUUUAAUCUGCUGCCCAUGAUGGAGCUUUUUAUUCUGGCCAGUGCAUCACCACUUUCUCUUGAAAACAGGUGGUCUCCAACUGCUUCGGAGUUUCUCAAGUCUUUGGUCGACUGUAAAUCUGUCUCUGGAUGUGUGCAGCAUGUCAUGAUGCCAAAUAGAAUUAUUCUUCUUGAUAUUUCAGGUAUAUUCAAGGAAAUGCAGGAACUGGGAUUUGCUAGAAUGAUGCCAUUUGAGAAUUUUAAACAACUUGCUGGAGAUUAUUUGCUUGCACCACAGGAUAUUGUUUCCCUUCCAACAAGUUAUACUCCGUCAGAUGUUCAAACAAAGGAAGAUGGCAACAUUCCAAAUUUUUAUCAGUAUUUGUACCCAGAAUUGCUGCCUGGAAUCAUUGAAACUGUGGAAGUCAUGCAAGUAGUUCAUCCAUUAAAGAUUUUUUGCAAACUGCAUGUCUUUUCCUAUGAACUAAACAAGUUAAGUGAGCAGAUUCAUGAAUUCUAUGAAGGCACUGCUGCUGCAUUAAUGGAAAGGCCACUAUGCGAUGGGUCUCCUUGUGCUACAAAAGGAAGUGAUGGCAAGUGGUAUAGAUCUCUUCUAAAGCAAAACAUUCUGUCAGAUAUUGUGAAGGUGUUUCAUGUUGAUUAUGGAAUGGGGGAUUUUGUAAAAGUUGGAGAUAUCAGACCUUUAUCUUCAAAGUUCUUCAGACUUCCAGUUGUUACGUAUCCAUGUUCCAUGUAUGGUAUAAUGGAUGAUGGCAAUGGCUGGACAACAGGUCAGAUUGAUAAACUGAAAACAAUUUUACAGAAUCAAAUCUUCAUUGGAAAAUUUGAGAAACAAAGUUCAUCAGAAGGAAUUUACUGUGUUACACUCUAUGGAAAUGAUAAUGUGAACAUUAACAACAAUUUUGCUGUCCAAGAGAAAUGUCUGUAUAUAACUGAAAAAGCUGCUUUUUACUGCCCUUUUGGGAUUCAAAGCCAAGAAAGUUUUAAAGGUUGCCAUAAGCAUGCAUAUUCAGUACCAACUCACUUGCUGGACUCUCACAAUCUUUCACAAGUACAUCAUCAGAAGGCCAUGUCAUCUGGGCCUGCUGAAAGUGAGACAAGUAUAAGACAAGUGUGUCCUAGAGAAAAAGUACAUGGAAUUCAACCUGAGCAGCUUUCUUAUUACAAUAAAGGUGGAUUUGUCCUUCCUGAACAGUUAUUUACUAUCGGAAGUGUUGUGGAUGUUAAUGUAUCAUACAUGGAAAAUGAUCAGAUAUUUUGGUGCCAGUUGGUAAAUUGUUUGGCAAGUCUUAGAACUCUAAUGCAUGAUAUCCAAAGUCACUAUUCAUGCAGUCAGUUUCAACCCCCCACAGGUUCUGUUUGUAUUGUACGUCAUCCAGAUAAUGGACUAUGGUACCGGGCACAGAUUGUAACUCGCCAUCUGACCCAUCAUGUUGAUGUGAAGCUGCUUGACUAUGGGCAAAAGCUUAAAGUGCCUUUGCAAGAUUUGCGACCUAUUGAUCCCAAAUUUCUAACGUUGAUAUGCCAAGCUUUUCAGUGCAGCCUUUUUAACAAAACAAGCUCUGGAAAUUUAACUUUGAGCAAUGAUGCCAUGUUAGACGUCUUCGGACCUAUAGACCAAGCACCAUUCUGCAAUAUCCCUUUGAAAUUUACUAUAUGUGCAGUUAUGUAUGACUCCCAAGGCAAAGUGCUCAAUAUGGUAGAUUUUAUAUCUCCAUCUCCUAGUUCUUCUAUUUCAGACCCUUUGCUGUUUCAGAAUAAAUUUGAUAACUCUUCAGGACAAUUGUUGGAAACAGCCUUUGAUCAGAAUGACAAACUUACUACAUUAACACAUGAUCUCAACAUGGGUGCCAAAGAGAAGGUUAGGAUAACAUGUGUUAUAGGUGUGAAGCAUUUCUAUGGUCAGUUGAACCGAAAUGGUCCCAUAAUUGAAAACCUGACAAAAGACAUCCAGCAAUUUUGUGGUAUGGCCGAGAAGGCCAGACAUCAGUUUUCACCUCAAAUGAUGUGUCUUGCAAGAUAUGGUGACCAGUGGCACAGAGGACAAAUCAAAUCCAUAAAUUCCAAAAUCAUUGUGCAUUUUGUUGAUUAUGGUGAUGUCUUGACUUUGGAUACGUCUGACGUUUUACCAGUUCCAGCUCAGCUCAGUGCAGCUAUGUCUAUCCCAUUCCAGGCUGUGUGUUUUCAACUCUUCAAUGUACAUUUAGAAGAAUCCCAUGAACUGAAUAACUGGUUCAGAAAUCACAUCACUGACUGUACAUUCACUGUUACUAUAAUGGAGAGAAAUCCUGCUGGAAAACUAUCAGUGAGACUACAUGAUGGAAAAACCAACGUAAAUCUAAUGAUAGAGGAGAAAUUUAAUGAAAGUAACAAAAACGAAAAUGUCAGCAAAAGAGCAGUAAGCAAAUUACUGUCCAACGACAUGGAGCCUUUUAAGGGAAAAGGAUGUUUUGAUGACAAACUCCAAGCUAACUCGAACAUACAUCAGAAUGACCUGAAACAGUCUGAGCAAAGCCGCUCUGACAUUGAGAAAAAUGUUCAAAGUUUGAAUGUAAACAUUUGUAAAAGUGGACUCGCAACUGGUAAAACUACCCCUAGAAAAGUGGACAAUGACCAACAUUUAACAUCUCAUUCAAAGCUCAUAGAACUUCCUUCAAGAUUCUUAAAAGCAGGAUUAGUCUCAGAAGUGUACAUUUCACAUUGCAACAGCCCAUCAAGUUUUUUCAUUCAGCUUGCAAGUGAAGAGUGUGAUAUCUUUGCCCUUGUUGACAAACUGAAUUGUUCUCACAUAUGUAAGUUACCAGUUGAUUUUAGCCAGUCCCAUCCGGGUGACAUAGUGAACGCAGAGUAUCCCACAGAUGGUGCUUGGUAUAGAGCAGUUGUUCAAAACAAGCAUAAAGAUGGCACAAUUCAAGUGGAAUUUAUUGACUUUGGAAAUGAGGCAACAUUACCUGUUUCAAAAGUGUGGAGGUUGGACUCAGAAUUUCUUCAAUUUCCCAGAUACAGCAUUCACUGUUGUCUUUCCACAGAUGAUGGUAAAAUACAAACACAAUGGACACAGGAACAGAUAACUGAUUUUAAAAAUGUGGUUUGUGAAAAGAAAUUGUUUUGUCACUUUAUCAAACAGAAUUCAUCUUUUUGGGAGGUUAACAUAAGGGACCAGGAUGUUAUGUUGGCAGAAUCAUUCAUAGAAAAGAAAACCACAGUAAACUUAAAUUGCAAUACGCCACAAACUUUCUGCUUUCAAGAUGUCUGUUCAGGACAAUAUAAGAAACCAGUGUUGUCCUUGGGUCAGACAAUAGAAGUAUAUGCCUCAUCGAUUGUAGGACCAGAUUUUUUCUGGUGCCAGUACACAGACUCUACAAAGCUUGACAAUAUCUCCUUGGAAGUUCAAGAAUUUGGUAAUUCUGCCCAAACAGAUUUGGUUUCAGUUGAUCAUUUGAGCCCUGGAGACCCAUGCGUAGCUUUAUACCCAGAUGACAAUAUGUGGUACCGUGCACAAGUUAUUAGUAAAUCUGCAAGCUCAGUCUCUGUACUUUUUGUAGAUUAUGGCAAUGAAAAUGAGAUUCCCUACACUUCGGUAAAGGCAGUACCAACCAGCCAACUGGAAACCCCACCUCAGGCAUUUCUUUGUCAGUUGGAAGGAUUCAAAGUUACACAUGGCUGCUGGAAUGAUUCUGCAGCUGCUCGAUUUUUUGAUCUUAUUGUAGAUAGUCCUCUGAAGGUUAAAAUUCAAAAUAUGGAGGAGACUAUCAACUAUUCAACUAUUUUCAAGUACCAUGUCCAGGUCGAGUGCAAAAUGCUCCUUAUCAAUGACAUCAUGAAGGAUUACUGGAAUCACUCUAUCACUCAAGUUUGUGAACAAAGUAGUAAUGAUGGUUGUCUGAAACCUACAGAAGUAGAAUGGUCUGAUGCAUCUCAAUGUUUACCUAACGUCACAGAUCUCCACCCUGUAACCAUCAAACAGGAUUUUACUUCAGAGGUUUAUAUUUCACACAUUAAUAGCUUAUCAAGUUUCUUUGUGCAGUUGGCAAAAGAUGAAAACUCUCUAUUUUUACUCACAGAACAACUAAAUUCUAAUAGUUCAUUGGUGAAUGAUCUAGUCCAAUUAAACUCUAUUAAGUGUGGAAGUUUGGUCAAGGCUGUUUUUCCUGAUGAUGAGUCUUGGUAUCGUGCAGUCAUCAAGGAUAAUAAUGGAAAUGAUGGAAUACAUGUAGAAUUCAUAGAUUUUGGAAAUGAGGCCACUCUUACCUCUACGAAUGUGUGCAAGCUUGAUGAGCAAUUCCUGCAUUUCCCAAGGUUUAGCAUUCACUGCUGUCUUCAAGAAAAUACUGCUGGAAUACAAAAUGGAAUGGAAGAAGAGGCAAGUUUACUGAGCAGUGUACUUGCAAAGGGUUGUGAAAAGAAACUGUUUUGCAAGUUCAUCAAAGAGACCAACUCUACUUGGGAAGUUCAAAUCACAGAUCAGAGAAGCUCUGUGGAAGAGAUUUCCCUUGAAAAAUGGGAUGAUUUUAAUGAACUUCAGACUGCCCCUCCACAUCAAGAAUGCUCUGAAGUAGUGAUGUUGACAGAUAUGUUUUCAUUCAAGAAACCAGAAAUGUCCACUGACCAAACAGUAGAGGUGUAUGCCUCAUCCAUCGUUGGACCAAAUGAUUUUUGGUGUCAAUAUGCAAAUUCUGAAAAACUUGACAAAAUAUCUCUGAUUGCCCAAGAAAUUGGAAACAAUGCAGAGACAGGUUGCAUUAGGAUUGGUCAAUUGUGCCCAGGAGGCCCAUGCAUAGCUCUUUACUCUGACACAAUGUGGUACCGUGCACAGAUUAAACAAAAAUCAUCAAAUACUGUGUCUGUAAUUUUUGUUGAUUAUGGAAACGAGGCUGAAACAGAACCUGAUUCCAUCAAGCCAUUGCCUGUCAGUCUGAUGGAGUACCCACUUCAAGCAUUUCCAUGUCAGCUAGAAGGAUUCAAUCCCUCUGAAGGAUACUGGAAUGAUAAUGCACAUGCAAAAUUCUUUGAGCUUCUAUCCGAUAAGCCUCUGGAAGUGACAAUUCAGAAGAUUACAAAUAAUUUGGGGAGUCUUACUUCACCAUAUUAUGUCAGAGUCCAGUCCAAUGAGUAUGAUAUAAAUGACCAGAUGAAACAUUAUUGGAACUUGUCUGUAAAUCCUCUUAGCCCUAACGUGGAUUCUGUACCAUUCCAUAAAGUCAGUUCUCAUGAAAAAGAAGUCAAUGAAUUACCUAAUGACAAUUCUGCAGAAACAGGGGCACCUGACCUCAGCCCUGUGUUGGCUUCAGAUCUUGGGCAUGAAGAACAUGAAGUAUUUAUCGGAAAUGGGCACUCAAAUGAAGAACCUGCCAAUUACAACAACAAUAAAAUCAGUGGAUCUGUUGGAGUGCAGUCAAUUCAGGAAAAAGGACAUCUAGAACAAGUUUCACCUAAAUGGACCACACGGCACAAUGUAGAUGUGCUGAAUGCACAAGCUGAAUUAGACAACUCUGUGACCAACCAAAUCAAAAGUGAGCUGUAUAAUUCUGAUCAUCAGCUGUUGCCCAUGUUGGAGGAAAUGAUACCUCAUGGGAAUAUGACUGAAGAGAUUUUAUAUCAGCCUGAGCAAGAUGAACUUAAGGACAUUAAUGGUCAUGAUGACUUUUAAACAUGUUGACUUUAAUGAUGGAUUGUGAUGCACUUUAGCCCUUGGGGUAAACUGUGCAGUGUUUACCUGUAAAAACCUUUUGAAAUUUAAAUGCCUAUUUAAAAAGAAAAACUACCAGCUAUUUUUCUAAUGUGAUGUGUUUAAUAUUUGGUUGUAUAAUGUAUUAUGAUAUCACUAUUUACAUGUAUUUUGUGUCGCGACUUAAAUAAAGAACAACUU
Messenger RNA from Trichomycterus rosablanca, 6177 nucleotides. It is a transcript of the gene tdrd6b, whose product is annotated as tudor domain-containing 6. NCBI's taxonomy places the organism in Eukaryota, Metazoa, Chordata, Actinopteri, Siluriformes, Trichomycteridae. The record is from RefSeq and is a predicted model, not a curated record.